Messenger RNA from Closterium sp. Yama58-4, 2442 nucleotides. The record is from the annotation of a GenBank genome assembly. Lineage: Eukaryota; Viridiplantae; Streptophyta; Zygnematophyceae; Desmidiales; Closteriaceae.
AUGGCGUGGAAGAGCAGGGAGGCAGAUUUCCAUCAAAAACCGUUUUAUGGGAAGACCCAGAAGCUCGCGGGUGGACCUAGAUAUCAGAAGAGGCACGACUACGAGCGAGUACCUGCAGCUCAUAGCUCACACAAUUUUGAGGCAGCCGUGACGUCGAAUAGCAUAGAACCAGCUAGAAUAGCUAGCCAAAAUCUGGGAAGUUUUAUUUCUAAUGUGACUCCGCGAGUAAAGCUUCAGCAUAUCAACAAGGAAUCGGAACGGUUUUCACACCCACCGAGGCACGAAACUUCAACUGGUUGCGCGUUUUACACUUUAGGAGAUUUGUGGGAUUCUUUGGAAGAGUGGAGUGUGUUUGGGGCUGGAGUUCCUAUCCAACUUGCUAACGGCACACGUGCAACUCAAUAUUACGUGCCUUCCAUUUCCGGUUUGCAACUAUAUGCUCGAAGCAGCUCCUGGCAGUUGCCUGAGUCAAGGAACAGUGGCCCCGAGAGUGACUGCAGUGAUGUGAGCUUUCAUGAUUCCAGUAGUGACAGCAGCGAGAGCAGUGAUAGGAACGACGGUCGGGCAGGUGAUGGCACAGCAAAAACAGUCGAUGGCUGUGUGAUGGAUUCUGCCGUCGACGGCGCAUGGGUCUCGAAGAUACAUUUACCGCAGUCUCAUGUGAGGGAAGGGCUUCCCUCAGGAUUGGAUGCUCAAAACUCUGGCGACGAGUGUGCCGCUGUGUCGUGGGAUGCCUGUCAAGACUGUAAUGGGGGUCGAUUGUUGUUGGAGUUUUUCGAAAGGGCACCUCCUCAUGUGCGGUUGCCACUUUUCUCAAAGGUGGAAGAGCUGGAAGGGGAAUUACCCUGUCUCAGGCACCUUCGCAGCAUCGAUUUACACCCAAGAAGCUGGAUGGCUAUUGCAUGGUAUCCACUGUACAAGAUUCCAGCGGGGCCCAGUGUUCGUGAUCUUGGGGCAUCCUUCUUGACAUUUCACAGUCUCUCGUCACCAGGCCCAUCAGGUUCUUGUGUUCGCUGCAAUGAUGAUUAUUGGAUAUCCCCCAUGAAGCUUCCUCACCGCCGAUCCGCGCGGGCCGUGCGCGCGAGGGCGAGCGGGGCGCUUCCAGGCGACGUGGAUGCGAUAAUAGCGAGGGGACGGGAGGCGGGCGCGUUUGUGGAACACAGCGCGUGCGUGGUGCCGAGCGCGACUGACGGGCCGUUGCGCGGGCUGACGUUCGCCGUCAAGGACAUGUACGACGUGCGUGGGGGGCGAGGAGAAGUUGCCGUGCUUGUGUCCCGCUUCUCGCAACGCUCAUCACUCCCCCUCUACCCAUUCUCUGCGCUCUGCUGUGGGUGCGUGCGCGCGUGCGUGCAGGUGGCGGGCGUACCAACGGGCUUCGGCAACCCCACGUGGCUCGCCACGCAUGACGUCCCGCAGACCACCGCCCCCGUUGUGCAUGCGCUACUAGAAGCAGGCGCUACCCUGGUGGGCAAGGCGGCAAUGGACGAGCUGGCAUUCUCGCUGGCGGGGGAGAACGCGCACUACGGCACGCCUCUCAACCCAAAGGCUCCUCUCCGCAUCCCGGGCGGCUCCUCCUCUGGUUCCGCUGCUGCGGUGGCAGCGGGACUGGUGGACUUCGCCCUGGGGAGCGACACAGCAGGGUCGGUGCGCAUACCCGCCAACCACUGCGGCGUGUGGGGCAUCCGCUCCUCCCAUGCUCGCCUGCCACUCACCGGCGCUCAGCCGCUACAGCCCUCCAUGGACACCGUGGGUUGGUUUGCGCGCGAUGCCUCUGUCCUGCAACAGGUUGGAUCCACGCUCUUCCACUCCCCCUCCCUCGCCCCUUCCUCCUCCCCCACCUCCCCCUCCUCCACCCCCUCCUCCUCCUCCACCUCCUCCCCCUCCUCCCUCCGCCCGUUCACCGGCUGGCUGGUAGCGGAGGACGCGUUUGAGCUAGCAGACAAAGAUGCCGCGUCUCCCAUGCUCCGCGUCUCAUCCCCUUGUUCUCCCCCAAUCCCCCAGCUAAUGGAGGCGUGGCAGUGUCACGGGCAGUGGAUCACGGAGCACUGUCCUGCCUUUGGCCCCGGAGUGGCACAGCGCUUCCAGGCCGCUAGUGCCGUGGAACCGCAGGGGGAGCAGGUGGUGCAAGCACGGGAGAAGCGAGCCAGAUUCACAUCGCCCGUGGAGAGCCUCGUUGCGGGCGGCAAACUGCUCAUGCUGCCGGCCGCCCCCAGCAUAGCGCCGCUGAAGGCCGCCCCGCCUGCUGACGUGGACUCCUUCCGCGUGUGCACGCUGGCCCUCACCGUCAUUGGCGGCGCUGCCGGCCUGCCUCAGAUUACGGUCCCACUCACAACGCUGCACGGGAGCCCCCUGGGGGUGGGGCUGGUGGCGCCCAGGGGGUGGGACGAGGAGCUGCUCGCCCUCGCCGUGCGCCUGCAGACCAUACUGGGCCUUUCACUCUGA